AUGGACGACAGGAGAGUCUCGAAGACAUCGUAUGACUAUCACAGUAAAAGAGUCCACCGAUUGAGCGCUUCUUCGCACGAGUCGACGCCAUCGAGAGCUCAGAAACACACGAAUAUGGAGGCAAUGGUUGCCUGCGAACAGACACCGCACGAAAUGCCGACACAAAUGGUGUCCAAGACAUACAUAAUACCCGUCAAUCCGGAUGAGACACCAGUGAACAGGCAGUCGUUGUUUGAGUCACUCGAAAGACGCCAAAGAGAUGGCAGACAGCGGGCAGACGAGUGGAGUGACGGGUGGAUCCCGCCCAAUAAGUCAGGUCUCAUACGACACCUCCCGCGCGUCCACUCCAUCGCGCCCUUUGAAUGUCAGUACAUAUCGUGCGGCAAAUUCUUCGCCAACAAACAGGAUCUCGAUCUCCACAUGAAUCGCAUUCACCUCAAGAUCUUUCACUGCCAUAUCCAGAGCUGCGGGAAGCACUUCAAGAGCCUCUGGAAUCUGAACAUCCAUUUGAUGACACACUCGUCGGAGAAGCGCUUCAAAUGCAAUGUCGAGGACUGUCACUACCAGUGCAUACAGAAGCGCAAUUUGGUCGCACAUAUGUACAAACACUACGGCUUAAAGCCCUUCCACUGUAGCCACGAGGCGUGCGAUAAGAGCUUCUCGACCAUCGGUUCCCUGCGGACACACAUGAGUGAAGUACAUGUGACGGAACGCCAGUUUGUGUGCGACUUUCCCGGCUGUGAUCAAGUGCUGUAA
Oppiella nova is the source of this 756-nucleotide messenger RNA. The record is from the annotation of a GenBank genome assembly. Lineage: Eukaryota; Metazoa; Arthropoda; Arachnida; Sarcoptiformes; Oppiidae.